This is a messenger RNA of Triticum aestivum (bread wheat), 2073 nucleotides long. RefSeq names its product putative F-box/LRR-repeat/kelch-repeat protein At1g11620. The coding region runs from base 333 to 1652 and encodes 439 amino acids. The transcript is spliced from 2 exons. Gene Ontology annotation, molecular function: protein binding. NCBI's taxonomy places the organism in Eukaryota, Viridiplantae, Streptophyta, Magnoliopsida, Poales, Poaceae. The record is from RefSeq and is a predicted model, not a curated record.
UGGGCCGGGGAUGGGCCGAAAGCGGACGCAAAGCAGACAAAAAUCCGUUUGCUCCCACGCGUUGGGCCUUCUAGUUCGUCCACUUUAUUCUAAACGGACAUGUGCGGACAGGAUGGGGUCACUCGGUGGAGUUGGCCUAAGUUACUCCGCUUGGGUUGGCGAGACCAAAAUGCAGCAGUGUGUGUGUACGUACAGUCGCGGUUGUGGCCCAAAGAUGUCGUGGCCAUCCCAGUGCAGCCCAAGAUAUACGUGCGUAUCCCGGACCAAAAAUUUGGCCCACUUAGCGUACCCCAUCGCGGUUGCGUGAACGCACCUCCCGUGCCGCCGCCGAGAUGCGCACCGCCCAGCCUCGCCGCCGCUGCCGGAGAAAGUCGGGGAUGCAGGCGAGUGGCGCGGCGGCGUCGACGCCGGCAGGUUCGACCUACUCGCCGUCAUCUCGCAGGGCGUGGAUUUCCCCCACCAAUUCGGCGAUGGAGGACGACGACCUCCUGAUGGAGAUACUCGUGCGGCUCCCCCCGCGACCUUCCUCCCUCCCCCGCGUCUCCUCUGUCUGCAAGCGCUGGCGACGCAUCGUCUCCGACCCCCAAUUCCUCCGCCGCUUCUGCGCCCACCACCGGGAACCCCCCAUCGUCGGCGUGUUCUUCAACUCCAGCUUCAUUGAAACCCCCUUCAGGUCGACUCUCAAUCCGCCGGACCUCAUCCCGCCCGAGCUCUUCUCCCCGCGCCUCGACGACAUCUGGUCCGUCCACAGCUGCCGCCACGGCCGCGUCCUCUUCACCAGCAGCGCCCGUACCGGCAGGGGCCGCCGCCAGGUCCUAGUGUGGGAUCCCGUCACAGGCGACCGCCGCUGCAUAGGCAGUCCAACGCAGCUGGGUGGUCACGACUGGAGCGAGUCCCGUGUGCAAGCGGAUGUGCUCUGUGCUGCCGGCGACAAGGGCCACGUGCAUGGUGCCUGCCAUUCGAGCCCCUUCAAGGUGGUCUUGGCGUGCGUCAGCAAGGGCGUCGCACGAGCUUGUGUCUACUCGUCGGAGAUGGGAGCCUGGGCCGAUCUCAUCUCAACCUUGGUUCCAUUUGAUAUGUCUCCUUCUCUUGGCAGUAGAAGCAUCCUGCUUGGGAAUUCACUGUGCUGGUUCAUUUUUGGCCCUCAGGUGGAUAUCCUUGAGCUUAAUUUCGACAGACAGAGCCUAGCCGUGAUCGAGGUGCCACCACAUGCCUACGCCAACCAUCAGGGACUUUAUUUGAGUACUCUGGGUGGCGCGCUUGGUUUCAUCGUCAUGUCGGAAUCCUACAAAGCACAACUAUGGGAGAGGACGACUGAUUUUGACGGUGUUGCUGGGUGGAUGCCGGGACAGACUAUCGAGUUGCGCAGGCUUCUCCCUCUGAAAUCAGGGGAGUGGAUCAAAAGAGUAAUGUUUAUUGCUGGGGAUGAAUCUGAUAAUGUGGCAUUUCUGUCAACAUCUAGGGGCAUCUUCAUGGUCCAUCUCGAGUCAUUGCAGUUUGAGGAGAUCUUUAAAAGCAACCCUGAUAAUCGGCUGUCCACUAUCUAUCCAUAUCCAUUCAAAAGUUUCUUUGCUGCUGCUGCUGCAGGACUGAGUAAUCUUGAUGAGCGGGGACAAGGUGAAGGUCGAGCAGGCGGCACAAUGCAUCAAUGAGAAUUCUGAUCUUUGCGGUUAAUUUAUAUGCGCUUUAUGGAUUUCGGUUGUAUCCUUGAUGUUAUUAAGUUGUGCUCUCAAGCACCUGACUAAAGUUUGCUAUGUCGUUGAGCUGGGCUUUGGGGGUAUCACGGUUUACAGAAACUUUUUAUGUAUUUUCUCUUAUCUGUAAUGGCACAUCCUUUAUGCUUCCUGAAAUUGUAAGCAAGACCCUAUGCUAUGUACUUCCUUUUGCCUUUUAAAAUAAUAAAUCGGAUGAUGUAAAAGCCUUCCGUCUGAAUAUGCCAUGGAUAAACUUGAUUCUUCUUUCCAAUUAUUCUAUCAUGGUAAAGCCGUGGGUGGACAAAGUGUUUCUGAUGCGUUCUAGUCUUGCUAUUUUUCAUAUGUUGUUCAGACCCAUUCCAAGUAAUGUGUUAUUUGU